This is a messenger RNA of Melopsittacus undulatus (budgerigar), 1527 nucleotides long. RefSeq names its product neuraminidase 2 (gene NEU2). The coding region runs from base 215 to 1354 and encodes 379 amino acids. The transcript is spliced from 3 exons. NCBI's taxonomy places the organism in Eukaryota, Metazoa, Chordata, Aves, Psittaciformes, Psittaculidae. Gene Ontology annotation, cellular component: cytoplasm; intracellular membrane-bounded organelle; membrane. The record is from RefSeq and is a predicted model, not a curated record. Gene Ontology annotation, molecular function: exo-alpha-sialidase activity. Gene Ontology annotation, biological process: oligosaccharide catabolic process; ganglioside catabolic process.
GUAUACAUGCCAGCUGCUAGCUUUUCCUGGGAUCCAGGGCAGCUGACAUUGCUGCCAAUAUAAAUUAUUUUGCAGGUUGGAGACUAGUUGGCAAGAGUGUGGUGAGCCUCCCUUUCAUCCAAUCCAGUAGGAGUGCUUUUGGGGUUUGUUGUUUGGGUUGUGUUUUUUUUUCCCUUUGACGUGGCUUCCAGGAGACACAGAGUGAAAGAGCACAAUGGCUUCAUUUCCUGUCUUGAAGCAAGAGACAUUGUUCCGGAAUGGUACCUGGAGCUAUCGAAUUCCAGCUCUGCUCUACCUGCCACGGUUCAGCAUCAUCCUGGCGUUCGCUGAGGAACGGGAGGAUGUGGUGGAUGAACAUGCCAAACUAAUAGCAAUGCGCAGGGGCACAUAUGACCCAACCACACACCAUGUACAGUGGAGUAGCACGGAGCCCAUUGUCAGCGCACAACUGAAAGACCACCGAUCUAUGAACCCCUGUCCUGUUUACGAUGAGGUCUCAGGGAAACUGAUCCUGUUCUUCAUAGCUGUCCCAGGAAAGAUCUCUGAGCAGCAUCAGCUCAAGACAAAGAUCAACCUGGUACGUCUCUGCUACAUCACUAGCAUGGACCAAGGGCAGACCUGGAGCGCUGCCCAGGAUGUCACCAACAGUACCAUUAGCACUGAGUACAGGAACUGGGCCACUUUUGCAGUGGGGCCAGGUCAUGGAUUACAAUUGCUCAACAAGGCCCGGAGCCUCGUGAUUCCUGCCUAUGCCUAUCGUAUCUUGCACCCUAAGCAACACCCCACCCCUCAUGCCUUCUGCUUCAUCAGCUCUGAUCAUGGGACAACGUGGGAGAUGGGGAACUUUGUUGGGGAGGAGAGUGCAGUGGAGUGCCAGGUUGCAGAGGUGCAUACCUGUGGCAGGAAGGUCCUCUACUGCAAUGCAAGGAGCAGCAGGGGAGCCAGAAUCCAGGCUGUCAGCUACAACCAUGGGGUGGACUUUGAGGGAGGCCAGCGGGUAGAAAUGCUGGUAGAACCUCCUUCUGGUUGUCACGGAAGUGUAACUGCCUUUCCACCUCCCCCUGAUGCCAGAUGCCAAGACAGUUGGUUGCUCUACGCUCAUCCUACAGACCCAAAGGGUCGAAGAGAUUUGGGAGUUUACCUCAACAAAAGCCCUUUAAAUCCAGCACACUGGACAAAACCAAGCAUCCUGUUCAAGGGCCUGUGUGCUUAUUCAGAUCUGCAGUACAUGGGUGUUGGGCCAGAUGGCUCACCCUUGUUCUCUUGCCUCUUUGAAUACGGGACCCACCAGCAAUGUGAAGAGAUAAUCUUUGUAAUGUUCACUUUGAAGCAAGCCUUUCCAUCAGAGUGCUGAGACUUGAGCCUUUCCAUCAUCAACCCUCUGAAAACUACCUUUGCUGAUAAUUCUGUCACUGUUACUUGCCAUCUUUCAGCAAAAGGUUUUUUCUGCUCCUCCUGCACCCGUAUUUUGGCAUUGGCUUGUGUCGUCUGUGGAUUACAAACUCUAUUAAACAUAGUAAAAAUGAA